Molecule: messenger RNA, 9514 nt
Organism: Harpia harpyja (harpy eagle)
Lineage: Eukaryota; Metazoa; Chordata; Aves; Accipitriformes; Accipitridae
Gene: ATG7
Product: autophagy related 7
Exons: 19
Coding region: 98-2227 (709 amino acids)
Biological process (GO): autophagosome assembly; C-terminal protein lipidation; protein modification by small protein conjugation
Cellular component (GO): phagophore assembly site; cytoplasm
Molecular function (GO): Atg8 activating enzyme activity; Atg12 activating enzyme activity
Source: RefSeq, a predicted model, not a curated record
CGCGGCCGAGGCAGGGUGACGUCACUCCGCCGUGCCAUGCAGGAAGGCAGGAGCGGGGGAGCCGAAUUCUGUUUAACAGCGAUCAUUAACUAAAAUCAUGGCAGCUGCCAGCAGUGAGGUGCACCAUCCUGUAGAUCCUGGAAUAUCAAAGCUGCAGUUUGCUCCUUUCAAUAGUGCCUUGGAUGCAGGAUUCUGGCAUGAACUAACACAGAAGAAACUCAAUGAGUACCGAUUGGAUGAGACCCCAAAAGUUAUCAAAGGAUACUACUACAAUGGUGAUCCUUUGGGUUUGCCAGCUCGCUUGACAUUGGAGUUUAGUGCCUUUGAUAUGAAUGCUUCAAUACCAGCACGUUGCUGUCCUGCUUUCGGAACAUUGUAUAAUACCAACACUUUUGAGACUUUCAAAUCCUGUGAUAAGAAAUCACUUCUGGAAAAAGAAGCAAAUGAGAUAUGGGAAUCCAUAAAAUCUGGAGCUGCUCUUGAAAACCCUCUGCUCUUGAACAGGUUCAUGCUGCUGACAUUCGCAGAUCUAAAAAAGUAUCAUUUCUAUUACUGGUUUUGCUACCCUGCUCUCUGCUUCCCUGAUGGAAUACCUAUAAUUCAGAAACCGGUGUGUCUUGGUGACAGAUUCACAUUAAGUCAGAUUCAAGCACUUCAGAAAGCAUAUGAUGAGCUUUGCCACAAAGAGGGGGUUACAGCUUUGCCUUAUUUUUUAAUCAAGUAUCAUGACAAUUCUGUCGUGAUAUCUCCACUGAAAAGGUGGGAUGGUUUCUUUCAAGACCAAGGGGGAAAGGUGGCAGUUGGAGUUUAUGAUCCAUGUAAUUUAUCCCACUAUCCAGGAUGGCCACUGAGAAAUUUCCUGAUCCUGGCAGCCCAUAAAUGGGGCAGCCUUCUCCAGUCAGUUGAAGUGCUCUGCUUCAGAGAUAGGACCAUGCAAGGGGUGAGAGACAUAACACACAGCAUUAUCUUUGAAAUAAAACUUCCAGAGAGAGCCCUUGGCCCAGAUUGUCCAAAAGCUGUUGGAUGGGAGAAAAACCAAAAGGGAGGCAUGGGUCCAAGGAUGGUGAAUCUCAGUGAAUGCAUGGAUCCAAAAAGGUUAGCAGAAUCAUCAGUGGAUCUUAAUUUGAAAUUGAUGUGCUGGCGGUUGGUGCCUACUCUUGAUUUGGAAAAAAUUGUGUCUGCCAAGUGUCUGCUGCUAGGAGCUGGUACACUGGGUUGUAGUGUUGCAAGGACUUUGAUGGGUUGGGGAGUCAGGAAGAUUACAUUUGUGGACAAUGCAAAGAUCUCUUACUCCAACCCAGUACGACAGCCACUGUAUGAGUUUGAAGACUGUCUUAGUGGGGGGAAGCCAAAGGCACUUGCAGCAGCAGACAGGCUACAGAAAAUCUUCCCAGGAGUGAGUUCAGAAGGCUAUAACAUGAGCAUCCCUAUGCCAGGCCACCCAGUGAAUUUUUCUGAAGUAACAAUGGCACAGGCUCGGAAGGAUGUGGCUAAACUUGAAGAGCUGAUUGACGCUCAUGAUGUUGUUUUCCUACUAAUGGACACUAGAGAGAGUCGAUGGCUUCCUGCUGUCAUUGCAGCCAGCAAGAGGAAGUUGGUCAUCAAUGCUGCAUUGGGAUUUGACACAUUUGUUGUUAUGAGACACGGACUAAAGAAACCAAAACAGCAAGAAUCUGGUGAUUCAUGUUUCAACAAUGCCUCUGGUUCUUCUGAUCUUUUGGGAUCAUCACUCUUUUCAAAUAUCCCUGGCUAUAAACUGGGUUGCUACUUCUGCAAUGAUGUUGUGGCACCAGGGGAUUCCACCAGGGAUCGGACAUUGGAUCAGCAGUGCACAGUCAGUCGGCCUGGAUUAGCCAUGGUAGCUGGAGCUCUUGCAGUGGAAUUAAUGGUUUCUGUUUUACAACAUCCAGAAGGUGGUUAUGCUGUGGCCAGCAGUAGUGACGAUAGAAUGAAUGAGCCGCCUACUUCUCUUGGACUUGUUCCUCAUCAGAUCCGUGGAUUUUUAUCAAGGUUUGAUAAUGUUCUUCCAGUCAGCCUGGCAUUUGAUAAGUGCACAGCCUGUUCAACCAAAGUCCUUGACCAGUAUGAACGAGAAGGGUUUAAUUUCCUAGCUAAAGUUUUUAAUUCUUCACAUUCCUUCUUAGAAGACUUGACAGGUCUAACUUUAUUACACCAGGAGACACAGGCUGCUGAGAUCUGGGACAUGAGUGAUGAUGAAACAGUCUGAAAAUCAGCUGAAUAAGGUGGAAGAUGACCUACUUUGGACUGCAGUGCUGUGCUGCCUUUUAUGUUAUUUGACAAGUUAAUGAUUGCUUACCCAUUCUGACUGCUACAAAUACAAACAAAUAUAAUCCACAUUUCGACAUUAAUAUCUUCACCUUGAAAGCAGUCUGUUAUGGAUAUAACUCUCCACAUUUUCAUUUUUAUUAUGUAAAUAACUAAAGCAAUGUGGUUAUGUUUAAAUGUAAUCUUUUUUUUUUUUUUAGUUUCUAAAUAUGGCUUACAUAUAAAAUAUGCUGCUUAAGUAAACUUUGGUGUUUUAUUCGUCCCAGUUCUUAUUUUGCUUGUCAAUGGACAUGUCCAAGCAGCAUGUCUGAAUGUCUUUUUUCAUCUUUCCCAGAUUUGUGCCCCUUUAGUUGGAAUUUAUUGUUAAGAUUGAGAAUAUUCUGCUAUUGGGAGUUAAACUGCAUCUUUAAAGGAGAGCAGGAGUAGGUAAGAACCUACACCUACUGCCUACACCACAUUGCUUGCUGUUUCAAAGUACAUAUUUAUAGUAAGUUGAUUUGUUCUUGCCUGCGUCAAUGGAGAUGUUAUUCUCUGUAAAGAUCUCAUAAUUUCAUGCUAUGGAAGAAACGUGGUUUGACUUAUUUUUACACAGUAGAGACCAAAAUGCAUUGGUAUCAUGAUUAGGCUCCCCUGAAGUUUAGAGAAGGCUCUGAUAUGUAGUAAAAAUUGCUUUGGAGGGUGGAUCACUGAUUCAGCCAAAACUUGUAGAGAAGUGCUUAACUGAAAUAAGAAAUUGGUUCUCUAACUUUGCUAUUCUUGGAUGCUAUCAUGCGGUACUUUACAGGUGUUAAAAAAGAGCAAUUCUGAUUUUCAUUUUGGUUGGAUUUUGAGUUUUUCAAUUUUUGCAGCAUCAGGAAUGGCUUCAGAGAUUAUGGCUGAACACAAACAGUAGUUUGAGAAUCCUUGAGUUUAAAAGAUAACUUGAGAAAAAAGGAUUUGUAAAAUAUCAAAGUACAUUACUACAAAAUUUAAAGUGAAUCUAUUGGUUUUUAUCUUGGAAUAGGUUUUAGAAGUACAUUUUAAAUCUUUUUAUGGCUUUAUAUUGUGGGGAUUAUGGACUAACUCAGAAAAAAUGCAAAUUGCUUUAUCUGUCAGGCAGUCUUUAUUUCCCAUAUAUAUUAUAAAAAUUAUUUGGUCAACCCAAUUAUUUUAGUUCCUUCCUUAACAUAAGCUCGGAAUAUUUGGUGUAGAUAAUUUCACAGCUGCUCUGCUUCUCUCUUAUGCCGCAUCAGAAGAAGUUCUGUCAGAUCAAAUUUGUCUAAAAAUAAGGAUAUCUGCAAUUCCCAUAUUCUGAUCAUAAAAGAUUUAUUGAAACAUGCUGAGGUUUGCAUCAAGUGUCUAAAAUAGCUAUUAUUUCUAUUUAUUUUAACUAUCAUAUUCAUUGUAUUUAUGUGAUUUCUUAAGUAGCCUUAAGGGAAUGUCUUGUUUAGCAACUUCAUUGUAAUAUAAAAAUAUAUAUGAAUGAAAUAUAUUUUUUGAAAGACUAGUAAUCACAGAAAACUGAUCCUUUGGUGGUCAGGCAAUGAACAAUAAGAUUGAUAACAUGCCAUGUCCAUUUUAAGCAGUUUGUUAAUGUACGUAAUUACUUAUGAGCUCAAAAGAUCUCCAUUUUGUUAGCCAUGCCGUAGUCCAACCGGAAUCAUGAAUAAGUACCAGGGUAGUUUAAAGGGAAUGAUCUGCAUUUUUAUCUUUUGGAGUUGCUGAUCAUGGAGUGUAAAACUCUAUUUGCAGGUUUUGGCUAUCUAAAACUUGAAAACUAGACAUCUUUCUGAAAUCUGUUAAACAUUAAUAAUUAUUUUAAAUAGCUGAAACUCUGCUUAUCCUGUUAAAGUUACAUUGUAGCUUUACAUUGAAAGUAUCUACUUAACUGCAAGAGUAUACAAUAUCGAAAGGUUCAAAACUCAGGGUUAAUAUAAUGUUUCCUUACCUCUGUAAUUUCAGUAACAUACAACUCUCUCAGGCUGAGCUGUUUCCUGUACAUAUGCUUCCCAGAUGUCUCUGAUGUUCAGAAACACUUCAGUUUGACUUGGAGUAACUUCCGUUGUCUAACUGUAAUGUUGUUUUCUUUCUCCUUACGGACCAGAAUUGUUCUUAGUUUGCUUUUACUCAAUUUCUAGGCAUUUACUGAGUGAGAAAUCAUGAGAAUCCAUUCAAAUGAAUGAAUGCACAUUCAAAUACUAUUAACAGAUAAACACAUUUAUUUACUGGCUCGUAUGCACUUAAUGGCAGGAUUUCGGCACAGUCCUCAGCUCCAGUUAUUGCUGUUUAAUGGAACAAGCUAAACUUUAACUUUCUUCAUAAAGGAGGUAGGAUUUAAAUUUUAUUUGUGCUGCCGUGACCUCCUAGGUGUCAGUGAAGAGCCCGAACUCAUACUUUCAUUGUAGAACCCAACAGCUACCAUGGCUUUUCAGGUAUAAACCAGAUCUGUUGGGAAGAGGGAGUGAACAGCCUCAGAGGAACCUACUCAUCUUCCUAAACUAUCUAACAGAAACACAAUGGCAUUAUACGGCAGUGUGGGUGGAACUGUAUCUCACAGAAGGCAACUGUGAUACCUGCGUACCACAUCUGGGGACAUUUACUAGUGUUAGAAGACCACAGAUCUCAAUGGAGAGCUGUAGACAUCAUUUUUGUGCUUGAGUAUUAGAGAGGCUCAUGGAAUGAUAGCCUCUGUUUUGCUUUCACACUGACUAGAGUUUUUCUUCAGUGUCAUCCCUUCAACGUGUUUGCUGGCUGAAGUCUAGAAAUUGUUACGGAGUAGUACCGCAUUCAUGAAAGUGAGGAACUUGAGAUUCUGUAUGAGAGUUUUCUUCUUCAAAGCCCUCACUUGCUCUCAUCCUUGCUUUCACAAUCUGCUGUUAAGUCCUCUUCACCUGUGUCAUAGUCUGUUGAUCGGGAGCAAAUUUCACUUAGGGCAUGCCCUUUAUAUCACAUGUAGAUUGUCUUAGCACCAUUAAAGCCAGCAGAAUCAUAGCCAGUAGGUGGUCCAGCCCCCAUUGAGUCUUAAGCCUUCAGCAUUGGCCUCUAUAAGGGAUAAAGGGCACAAAUUUGAAAAUUACGCUUAGAUCAGUGAAGAAAGAUUCAUGAUGGCCCAGACAGGUUGGUCGAGAUGAAAUCACCAAGGAAUGGCACCAUAGGACUUAUAUUCCUAGGAAGUUGGUGGCUCCCAAGAACUAAAGGGAGAUUAUUCUUCAGUAGAAGUCAACAGCACAAUAGUUAUUUUGAUACAUCAAAGGAAACUGUAGUGAUUGCACCAGCCCUUGAAAUCACUGAGCUUGAGCCUGGAAAAAUACUUUUCCCUUCCCUGUGUUCUGUAUGGCUUUGGUGUUGUGUCCUCAGAGAAUUCCAGUGACAUGAACUAAAAUUUCAUUUUUGUCAUCUUUGAUAUUCUUGUUCCAGUUCCUGCAUAAUGUUCUUUCUAGUUCUAUUUCCUUGUAUAAGAUUUGGCUGCUCACCUUAAAUAUAUGCAACAGAAGUAUUAGCAAAAUUGAAUAAUUUUUCCAUAUAUAAGCAUUUUCUUUUAAUUUCUCACUUGUGUUCCCAUAAAAAACUCUUACUGAAAUGGUUUUUUUGUAUUUCUGAACUUUUCACUAUGCACUUUAGAAUCAUAUCAUAGCACUUGUUUCUCCCUCUUACUGAACAAAUUCCUUCUAAAUUAUGUUAACUAGUCUAACGGGAAUUGCUAAUAGAAUCACAGAAUCAUUUAGGUUGGAAAAGACCCUUAAGAUCAUCGAGUCCAACCAUAAACCUAACAUUGCAAGUCCACCACUAGCUACUUCACCAUCGCACUUACUCUGGGACAGUGUUCAGCCAUGAAGAGUUCACCCAGCUCACAACUUUCCUUUGAGUUUUCUUCCUCUUUUUCAAACCAAAUCACAAAAGCAGUGAGAUUGCUGAGAUGUGACUGAGAAUAGACUUCGGUAUGCAGGAUUCUCAUUAAUGCCAGUAAUGUAUGGAAAGAUUACUAAGCUUCUGAUACCAGCUUUUGUGCUGUUGAUCAAGAACAACUCUGCCUGUUUCUUAGAGAAUCAUUAAGAGCCAUGACAGAAUCCAUGAGGAUAUUUUUAUAUAGUUUCUCUUCAAAGUAUAACCAUAUCUUAAGAGUUCAAGGAGAGUCCUAACUCUCUCUUCUUAGGGGAAUAGGAAGGACAGCUCACAUUCUUUCAAAAAUAAAUACGUUGCAAGCUAACACAUAGUCAACCUUUCUUGUCAUUCUGCCAGCUGUUCUGCGGUGCAAGUCCAGCCAAGUAGCCAUGCUCAUGCUGUCCGUUGAUUCAAUGUUUGCUAUACUGUAACUUUGCAUUAAGACUACACAAAAGCUGAAGAGAGUGUGAACAGCUAGAUGGUGGGAUUUUUCCUUGCUACUUUUCCAAAUUUUUGUACCCAAUUUUGUAGGGUUUUUUUAAAAUAAUAAUGCAAUACUUUCCUUAGAAACAAAUAAGUAUUUAUACUCCAGAGAGACCCAUUAAAGAAAUAGUUGCAACAUGGUAAACUUCCUAAGAAACAUAGUCUGGAAGAUAUCCAGAGCCUGUUACCAUUUUGUUUCUGAAUCUUUUGACAUGGCUUCAUUAAUUCCUUUUCUUCUUCUUUUUUUUUGUUUUUUUUUUUUUUUUUUAAUUUUCAGUGCAGAUGUUGUGCUUAUGCAUAUCCUGCCAAAAUGAAACUUUCCUUCAAGAGGGUGUUGUGCACCUUUCUCUUUUAGAGCACCUGGAUUAACUGUUUUAAAAGACAGAAAUACCACACUAGAAGGACUUUGGACUGUCCCAGUCUGGCAAUGUGUAAAUUCCUAACCUAUGAAAAAUCUACGUACCUACGUACCUGUCCCAUUUCAGUUCCAGCUUGCUUUCUCUUGCAGCUGCCUGGACCUUUUCCAGAACCCUAACUGUUUAAAAAUACUGUGGCACCGCACAGGUAAUGCUUUAGGUUUGAAAUUAAUACACUUUCCCUCUCUAUUAGCACUUCAGCUAUCCAGUUUCAUAAUUUCUAACAAGUUCAUUUUCUCAUCUGUGCAGCACUUGACAGGUUUUGAAAUUAAAAACCCUAACAAUUUGUUGACAGUGUUUUCUUUCUCCUUUUACUUUUAUUGAUAGCCUUUCUUCCAUUACCACUGAUAAUAGUGACUCUUCAUAGUGAGCAGUGAUUGACGAAUGGACAGACCACAGGACUCCUUGCUUUGUGUUAGCUCUACUCCUAGGUUACACAGAGACGUUAAUACUCCCUGCUUUUUAUCUUAAACUUUUAUUUAAUUCCUCAACUGUGAAAUGUAUGGAAAUUGGGUUUAUGUACUUGGUGAAGAAUAUCUAUUUUUUUUAUUCUCAGUUAUCCCGGGUCAAAGAAACUGGUCUGUUGCUCCAACCCAUUGUUUUGCUGAGGUAUUGUUGACUAUUGUUUGAUGUCAUGUAGUGUUAACCAAAAUAGGCUGUGGCUUGGGCUAAUUUGUAGCCACUUUUCUCUCAAGUACAGUAGCUGAAAUUCAGCAAUCCAUAUUCUUCCACCAGCCAGUGAUUGGUGUUUUGUCCAAGUUGUAAUGAAGUCUUUGGAGUGAGUCACUUGAGGAUUAUUUUAACCUGGCUGAGGAAAUUGGCACUGCAGAAGGGAAACUGAAGCUACUCCCAAAAGAAUUAAUAGCAAUAAGCUUGAGUAGCAACAAUGCUAAGUACCUUAAGGUAUUCUGUAUCUUAGGGCAGCAAUUUUUUCACCUAAUUUCCCAGUUCAAAUGAUCUCACCCCAGGAUAAGGAUGCAGCUGAGUACUCCAACCAUAUAUAAUUUCAAGUUCUAAUUGUUGCCCUCAAUAAUCAACAAUAUUAUCUGCCUGUUGCGACUUAACCAUAGCAUUUUUUCAAAUCUGGUGGAAUUAUUUAGGACAUUCUUUGAAAAGAUUUUCAGAACCCAUAAGCUGUUUGUCUGAACUUUGCAAAUGAAAUAGCGUGGUUUCUUUCUGUUUAAUCAGGCCAGUACUCCCUUGCCAUUGUAGCUUCUUGCAGGAGGUUCCCUGGGAUUGGGGAUAAAAAGGGGCAGUCAGGAGUUCUAAAAACAAACAUGUUAUGUUUCCUGGCUGGCAUGGAGUACACACUGCCUUUCCAUCUACUAUAGCAGUCUAAAUGCCUGUUUCCUCUUGUUCUUUGAAUAGAUGUUUAUAUAGGACAUUGAUAUAAAGUACAAUAGACUGCCUCUGGAGUGAAGGUCACAUGCACACGUGCAUUUCAUUUUAAAUGCUAAAGAUUUCAAAUUACUUUUAACAAAGUAUUUUAGUAAGCUAACAGGAAAAGACAGAAGCAUAUGUAUAGUGUUGUGCUGCUGCAAAUCAAAAGCACAAUUUUUUAAAAAUGAUUCUUUGUAACUUCUCUCCUUUCCCAUACAGUUAGUUUCUGUUCUUACGUUCUUUGGCUGUGGAUUGCUGCUUCAGUAGUCUUUGAGCAUCCAAAAAUUUAGGCUUGUGUGUGACUUCAGUUUGCUUUUUGGCACCAGGACAUUUGAUUUUUGUAAGAUCUCAGCAGAAUGAGUCAUUGUUUGAUUUGUUAGUGAAAUACCAUUAUGCACUACAUAAGUAAGAAAGGAGAGGCAUUUAUUCUGGUUUCAUUCUUAUGGAGGUGGUCAGUAGUGUUUUUUCCUCAAUUUCUCUUUUAGUCUAAUGUGUGCACCCUCUUAAGAAACUGCAGUUGAUGCAUCCCUGCGAGGCAGUGCUGCAGGCGUCUGGUGCAUUUGAAAGGCAAGCUGGCAUCUCAUUUCUGGAAUGAUUUUACUUUCUAAAUCAAAACCAGUAUGGGCUAAAACUGAGCAAAGAAAUGCUGCUAAAAUUGUUUCCACGUCAUGUCAAUAGCCUUGGAAGAAAGGUGAGGGCCGUGGAGGUUCCAAGUCUGGCCCACUCUGAAUGCAUUUGAACUCUAUUUUUUGACAGCUAGUAAAUUGGUGUCCUCCCCCCCCUCUUUUCUCUCCCCGUGAAUAUCUCCUCCCCACCCCCAGUGCUCGGUGCCUCACUGGUAAGGGAGGGAUGUGGAUGAACAAGCAAAUUAAUUUCUAGUGAUAGACUUCUUUCAAAUUAGUGUAAGAAGUGAGGAAGUCUAUAAAGUAGGUAAAAUUUUGCUUAGGGGUUUUGCUUUGUCUUUAAGUGUCUUUAUUUUCAUUUCAGGCUUCAAAGUCUGACUUUUAUACAGUAAUUCUGUAGGUGUUACCACUUCCUCAGGAACCUGUGACUCAGGCAACGUAUAAAUGAAAUGACAUCACCAGCAA